AGAGUCGUAUGAUCUUGGAUGCCUUUGCCCAGCAGUGCAGUCGCGUCCUUAGUCUCUUAAAUUGUGGAGGGAAACUUCUGGACUCCAACCAUUCUCAAUCCAUGAUUUCUUGCGUAAAGCAGGAAGGCUCUAGUUACAACGAAAGACAGGAACCAUGUCACAUUGGGAAAGGGGUCCACAGUCAGACCUCAGACAGUGUUGACAUAGAGAUGCAAUAUAUGCAAAGGAAACAACAAACUUCUGCCUUUUUGAGAGUUUUCACUGACUCUCUCCAAAAUUACCUGCUCUCGGGGAGCUUCCCGACUCCAAACGUCUCAUCGGUCAGUGAGUAUAGCCAUCUGGCAGACGUGGAUCCUCUUUCAACCUCCCCUGUGCACACGCUAGGUGGCUGGGCCUCCCCAGCAACGUCUGAAUCCCAUGGCCAUCCAUCCUCUUCUACACUGCCAGAGGAGGAGGAGGAAGAGGAGGAAGAGGAAGGCUACUGUCCUCGCUGCCAAGAGCUGGAGCAGGAGGUCAUUUCACUGCAACAAGAAAAUGAAGAGCUCAGGAGGAAGUUAGAGAGCAUCCCAGUGCCCUGCCAGACAGUCUUAGAUUACCUGAAGACAGUGCUGCAGCACCACAACCAGCUCCUGAUGCCGCAGCCCACCGACCAGCCAACCGAGGGAAGCAAGCAGCUGUUGAACAACUAUCCUGUCUACAUAACGAGCAAACAGUGGGAUGAGGCUGUAAAUUCUUCAAAGAAAGAUGGGAGACGGCUCCUGCGAUACCUCAUCAGAUUUGUUUUCACAACCGAUGAGCUUAAGUACUCAUGCGGCCUUGGGAAAAGGAAAAGGUCAGUGCAGUCAGGAGAGACAGGUCCCGAAAGACGCCCUCUGGAUCCAGUUAAAGUCACAUGCCUCCGAGAAUUCAUUAGGAUGCACUGUACUUCCAACCCUGAUUGGUGGAUGCCCUCGGAGGAGCAGAUAAACAAAGUGUUCAGCGACGCUGUGGGUCACGCCCGGCAGGGGCGGGCGGUGGGGACUUUCCUGCACAACGGUGGCUCGUUUUAUGAAGGGAUUGAUCACCAGGCUUCACAGGAUGAAGUCUUCAAUAAAAGUUCACAGGAUGGAUCUGGGGAUUAGUGGACAGAAUCUCCCACUGUAGCAGCCAGUCCUUUUAAGAGCUCCAGUUGUGAAUGUAUGUUUACUGCCACCUGAGAA
This is a messenger RNA of Castor canadensis (American beaver), 1199 nucleotides long. RefSeq names its product BEN domain containing 4 (gene Bend4). NCBI's taxonomy places the organism in Eukaryota, Metazoa, Chordata, Mammalia, Rodentia, Castoridae. The record is from RefSeq and is a predicted model, not a curated record. Gene Ontology annotation, molecular function: DNA binding.